AGCGGUACCGAGUGACAUCUCGGAACCGUAAGAAUCCCAAAAUUGGAGCAGCGUUCUUAAACAAACCCGUAUAAUAAUCUGUGUAUCAAAUACAGAUUAAGUUAUUUGCGUGUUAUUUCCGAACAGAUAAGUGUACCGUAAGAAGACAAUAAUCGCGUUAUUCGAGUGAUCUCUGUGUCUCUGGAGACAGCGUACACCAUUUCUCCUCCGCCGAUCUCCUCGCGCUCUCGAGGUUUCAGAGGGUGCAACCAUAGUCGAGUGCAACGCGGAUCCUAACGCAAUUGAACGACACGUUAGACUGAUUCCGUUAUCAGCGCAAUCAGGAGGAGGAUGAGGUUGUUGUCGCCGCGGCAGGUGCCCGAGAGUAUCGCCGAGAACAUUGCGUUCAGUCAGGCAGCUCGGUAGCUACCGAAAGCGCCGAAUCGCGCGAAUUUUCACCGGACACCUGUAUGUUUAUUUUGAUUUCGUUUCUGCCUCUGCAACGAUCUAUCCGUGCGCCGAAACAUCGGGAAUCACUGGAUCUAAGUUCUAUUCGCCGCGAGGCGCCGCGGCAUCACGCGUUUUCUGGUACCGGUGCACGUGCUACCGUCAGGCCGCCGAUCGUUAUCUCCGGGAAUUUCGUGAUAUUUCGACGCUAUACAGUGUUCCCUCAGGCAUCGAUCAACUCGAUAACCGGUGGCGCGUCUCUUUGUUCUUCGAAUAAAGAGCCGUUCCACGCUCCGCCAGUCGACUCAAGGAUGUCCUCGAAGGUCCAGACGCGAGGGAGAAGGAUGAGGACUUGCGGCGGAAUGGCGACCGGAAGUCGGGCGCUCUGCCUCAGCUAACGUCUCAUUUUUCUUACUCCGAUGAACGUCCUCGGGAUGGAAUAGACGGUCCAAGCGGAAACGUGUCUCGUUUAUGCAUUCUAAAAAUAGACCGUUGACUCCUUUGAACCCGUUUGCUAUCCUGAACGAUAUUUACAAACACGAUCGGGUGAAUUACGUACUUCUUGACGUUCACACUCUACGGGGAAACAUUAUUACGGAGAUGUCGAACGAGGAUACAAGCAAUCCGUACCAUUUCUGGAAGGACUGGGACCUGCAGAAUGUCACGGAAGAACAGUAUCUGACCAAGGUGCUGGGCACGAAGUAUCUGCCGAUCGAGCUGAUGGUCCCGCUGACGAUAGCUUACGUGCUAAUUUUCAUCACCGGGAUUUUUGGGAACGUUGCCACGUGUACUGUCAUCAUGAGGAACUCUUCGAUGCAGACUGCCACUAAUUACUAUCUGCUGAACCUCGCCGUCUCCGACCUUAUUCUACUUGUGAUCGGAUUACCGAACGAGCUCAGCGUGUGUUGGCAACAGUACCCGUGGGCGCUGGGACUCGGAUUCUGCAAGAUCAGGGCAUACGUGUCGGAGAUGUCGUCGUACGUGUCGGUGAUCACCAUAGUGGCGUUCUCCAUGGAGAGAUACUUGGCGAUUUGUCAUCCGCUGCACGUGUACACCAUGAGCGGCCUGAAACGACCGAUACGCUUUAUCUUGGCCUCGUGGACGAUUGCGCUGAUCUGCGCGUCACCUUUUUUGGUUUACACAAAGGUCAAUCUGGUCGAGUUCCCGCCAGGAUCGGGAAACUACUCGGCCGACUCGGCGAUAUGCGCCAUGCUGCUACCCGACAUGCCGAAGUUCCCUAUCUACGAGCUGAGCAGCAUCAUUUUCUUCUCGAUACCGAUGCUGGUGAUCCUGCUGGUUUACACGAGAAUGGGCUUGAAGAUCCGGAGCAGCACGCAGGACGCUCUGAACUCCGUGGUGAACGGCGCGAUCCACGGCGAGUCCAGGCAGACACAAUCCCGGAAAUCGGUCAUCAGAAUGCUGAGCGCAGUGGUGAUCAUGUUCUUCAUCUGCUGGGCCCCGUUCCAUGCGCAGCGCCUGCUCUACGUGCACGGUCGGGGCUCCGACUACUAUCCGGACCUGAACGAGUGGCUGUACUUCAUGGGCGGUUGCCUGUACUAUUUCAGCACGACGGUGAAUCCAAUUCUCUACAAUUUGAUGAGCAUCAAGUUCCGUAAGGCGUUCAGAGAGACGAUUUGCUGCGAAGCUAAGAGGUCGCUGACAAGAAACUGGCCCAGGGAGCCGCAGAUGCGCGAAACCAGUCCCGCCGGUAAAGCCCGAGGCUCGAACUUCAAGAACUCCGUGAGGUACACCAUCAUCCAGGCGAAAGAAAUGUUCCGAUUCACGGCGAGCCGGGAGAGCGUUGCCAGAGACGGUGGCACGAACGAGAUCCUUCUCGAGCGAACACACACCGUAGCUCGGGAACAGGCGAGCAACAAGAGCGACGCGUCCAAGAAGACCGCGGAGGAGUCCAUGUCGACCGCGAGCAGCAAUCUAUGAUACGCGGCAAUCCUCCCUGGGGGAACUGUAACUAGAACUGUAUCGCCGAAUCGAAACUUUGUAAAUACUAACUGUAAAUUAACCGAUCACGGUCUACAGAAGUUGGACGAAACAAUGGGAACAUCUAGCGGGAACAUCUGUUUGCACUGCGCCUUUGGCAGUGAAUAGAUCUUGAGUUCUCUCAGGGAUAGAAUCACCUCGGUUCAUAACAGCGUUCCACAGCUUUGCAGGCUCUUGCGAACGAUAACUUUAUUCUAAGUCUAUUUUCUUAUAAGUCUAUUUUAUUUUGCAACGAGGAGAACUUGUCUAGUGCCUCUGUGAAACAAGAUUAAGCAUUGAAGAGAGCUAAGCUUAGAAAUGAUAAUUUUUCUGCGGUCAUAGGGAUCGAUUGCGUGUUUCAAAAGGUUAAUAUGCAGGGAGUCCCAGAAUUAUGUUGCUUCCGGGAAAUGGGAGAUUCCUGAGAUUAUUUGAAGUAACUUUUU
Molecule: messenger RNA, 2846 nt
Organism: Megalopta genalis
Lineage: Eukaryota; Metazoa; Arthropoda; Insecta; Hymenoptera; Halictidae
Product: neuropeptides capa receptor
Biological process (GO): neuropeptide signaling pathway
Cellular component (GO): plasma membrane
Molecular function (GO): neuromedin U receptor activity
Source: RefSeq, a predicted model, not a curated record